Molecule: messenger RNA, 255 nt
Organism: Penicillium nucicola
Lineage: Eukaryota; Fungi; Ascomycota; Eurotiomycetes; Eurotiales; Aspergillaceae
Exons: 3
Coding region: 1-255 (84 amino acids)
Source: RefSeq, a predicted model, not a curated record
AUGGAUAAGCUUUCAGGACUCGCUUCCAAGCUCAGCGGCAAGGGCCACUCCAGCUCCGGCUCCGGCUCCGGCUCCGGCUCCGCUGGCCAAGAGGACUACGUUGACAAGGCCCUCGACGGUGCUGAGAAGAAGUUCGGUGGUGGCAAGGUUGACCCCGCGAAGAUGCGCUCAACCAACGAGAAGAUCACCGACACUGGCCGCGAGCAGUUCGAAAAGGCAACUGGCAAACACGUUCCUGAGAAGAUCUCAAACUGA